This is a messenger RNA of Loa loa (African eye worm), 528 nucleotides long. RefSeq lists its product as hypothetical. The record is from RefSeq and is a predicted model, not a curated record. The transcript has 4 exons. Bases 1 to 528 code for a protein of 175 amino acids. NCBI's taxonomy places the organism in Eukaryota, Metazoa, Nematoda, Chromadorea, Rhabditida, Onchocercidae.
AUGGGGAAUGUGCUGAAACGAAAUCAUAUCAAAGCAUCUGCUUUAAGUCAUUCAUUAUCAUAUGGACUGUAUAAGAAGAAAAGCAAAUCAUUUUCUAAGUCCAAUGAUAGAGAAGGAAAAGUCGAACAUUUGGAGGAUAGCAAAGAAAUGGAUGAAACGAAUUCAUGGACAACAACAAUUGGUACUCGUUCAUCGUUUAGUCUAAGCUAUCCAACUGGUGAUAAUGAACACAGUGAAGAAAGUACCACAAGCCAGGAUGAUUGUAUUCUUUCUAGCAGUAAUUAUAGUGGAAGAUCAUCAACAACAACAACAAACAACAAUAGUACAUCAAAUACAUCAGCAGAUUUUUCAUCAUUUAAAAAUUUAAGCCAAAUAUCCGAACAUACAACAAUGCGUCCACGAUCUGAUGAUAUUGAAUGGUUAAAUGAUGUCCGACAAUAUCAUGAUCAUGAACCUGUCUUCCGUAAAAAACCCUUCGUAUGCAACCAAAUUUCACAGACAAGAAUUCCCAUCAAUAUUAGUUUUUAA